AGGCUCUGUACUGUCGGGGUCUCCACACUGAGGGGAGCAGCAGCAGAGAUGAGCUCCGGAGGGGAGCUGAAGGAGAGGGGAGCCCGGGGGCCCAUGGAGCCCAACACCAAGCCCUUCACCCCCUUCAGUAUAGAGGAUAUCCUCAGCCGACCGCCCGCCGCCCGCAGGAGCCCCCCGCAACCGCUCCGCACCAGAGGGGGCGCCCCGCAGCCCGCGGACCCGCUCUGCGCCCUAGAGGAGCUGGCGAGCAAAACCUUCCGCGGCCUGGAGGUCGGAGUCCUGCAGGCGGCUGAAGGUCACGAGCCGAUGGGUUCCUACGGUCAUCGUUCAAACUCUAAGAAAAGACGAAAAUCUCGAACAGCUUUCACCAACCACCAGAUCUACGAGCUGGAGAAACGUUUCCUCUACCAGAAAUACUUGUCCCCUGCUGACCGUGACCACAUUGCCCAACAGCUAGGACUCAGCAAUGCCCAGGUCAUCACCUGGUUCCAGAACCGAAGAGCCAAGAUGAAGAGGGACUUGGAGGAGAUGAAGGCCGAUGUGGAGUCAUUGAAGAAGCUUCCACCGCAUACACUGGAAAAACUGGUGUCCAUGCCUGAGGGUGAGCCGGGGGAGGAGGACGAGGACACCAGGAUGUGCUCCCCGACCUCACAAGGACUGUUCCUCCAUUCACCACAGUGUCUCUCCAUGGAACACACAGUUGAUGAAUUCUCAGAAGAUGAGGAGAUCGAGGUGGAUAACUAAAAGACUGGAGGCCAUAGAAGCAGAGAACCCUUAAUGUGCUACAGACUCCAAGAGAAGGAGGAAGGAAGGAAGGGAAGGGUGGAAGGAAAGAAGAAGUAAUGAGGGAUGGAAGAAAGGAGAGGGAGGAACAUGGCAAAGAACCAUUAGACCCAAUGAGGAAUCACCAUCUCAGCCAAAGCUCAUCAUCUCCAGACAAGUUAUCUCUGCUGUGCAGACAUCUACAGAGCAGAUACUGAGAAUUACACCCAGUAUACAGGACAGGUGGUACUGUGCAGUGUCCAUAUAUACAGAAUAAGAGCAGAUACUGAGAAUUACACCCAACAUACAGGACAGGAGAAGUGGUACUGUGCAGUGUCCAUAUAUACAGAAUAAGAGCAGAUACUGAGAAUUACACCCAACAUACAGGACAGGAGAAGUGGUACUGUGCAGUGUCCAUAUAUACAGAAUAAGAGCAGAUACUAAAAAUUACACCCAACAUACAGGACAGGAGAAGUGGUACUGUGCAGUGUCCAUAUAUACAGAAUAAGAGCAGAUACUGAGAAUUACACCCAACAUACAGGACAAAAGUGGUACUGUGCAGUGUCUAUAUAUACAGAAUAAGAGCAGAUACUAAAAUUACACCCAAAAUACAGGACAGGAGAAGUGGUACUGUGCAGUGUCCAUAUAUACAGGAUAUGAGCAGAUACUGAGAAUUACACCCAACAUACAGGACAGGAAAAGUGGUAUUGUGCAGUGUCCAUAUAUACAGAAUAAGAGCAGAUACUAAAAAUUACACCCAACAUACAGGACAGGAAAAGUGGUAUUGUGCAGUGUCCAUAUAUACAGAAUAAGAGCAGAUACUAAAAAUUACACCCAACAUACAGGACAGGAAAAGUGGUACUGUGCAGUGUCCAUAUAUACAGAAUAAGGGCAGAUACUAAAAAUUACACCUAACAUACAGGACAGGAAAAGUGGUACUGUGCAGUGUCCAUAUAUACAGAAUAAGAGCAGAUACUAAAAAUUACACCUAACAUACAGGACAUGAGAAGUGGUACUGUGCAGUGUCCAUAUAUACAGAAUAAGAGCAGAUACUAAAAAUUACACCCAACAUACAGGACAGGAAAAGUGGUACUGUGCAGUGUCCAUAUAUACAGGAUAUGAGCAGAUACUGAGAAUUACACCCAGAGAAGUGGUACUGUGCAGUGUCCAUUUAUACAGAAUAAGAGCAAAUACUGAGAAUUACACCCAUUAUACAGGACAGGAGAAGUGGUACUGUGCAGUGUCCAUAUAUACAAAAUAAGAGCUGAUACUGAGAAUUAUACCCAGUAUACAGGACUGGAGAAGUGGUACUGGGCAGUGUCCAUAUAUACAGGACAGGAGAAGUGGUACUGUGCAGUGUCCAUAUAUACAAAAUAAGAGCUGAUACUGAGAAUUAUACCCAGUAUACAGGACAGGAGAAGUGGUACUGUGCAGUGUCCAUAUAUACAGGACAGGAGAAGUGGUACUGUGCAGUGUCCUGAUACAGAUCAGAAUGUUUUCCACAUGGUUUUCCGAAGAAGGGCUUUUAAAGGAGACUUUUCUGGAGUAUCUGACCCUGGGAUUUGUCCUCCUCAUAUAAGAGUUGACUUGACUUCUCACCAUGUAUAGAAACGUAUUUAUUUUAUUUAAGCCCCUCCUCCUAGGAGCCUCAAUCUACUUCCCUGUCACCCAGUCCUCUUCACAAUGGACCCCUAUGGACAGAAGAAUAGGGGCCCCAUGGACUGGGUGGGAUUAUAUGACCACGUGGGUAACUCCAGGGGAAGAGGUCAGAGAUAUGGUCUGUGAUCAUUCAAUA
Hyla sarda is the source of this 2557-nucleotide messenger RNA. RefSeq names its product ladybird homeobox 2 (gene LBX2). The record is from RefSeq and is a predicted model, not a curated record. Gene Ontology annotation, molecular function: DNA binding; DNA-binding transcription factor activity, RNA polymerase II-specific. Gene Ontology annotation, biological process: regulation of DNA-templated transcription. NCBI's taxonomy places the organism in Eukaryota, Metazoa, Chordata, Amphibia, Anura, Hylidae. The coding region runs from base 49 to 744 and encodes 231 amino acids. The transcript has 2 exons.